Messenger RNA from Cydia amplana, 729 nucleotides. RefSeq names its product FAD-linked sulfhydryl oxidase ALR (gene Alr). Bases 206 to 682 code for a protein of 158 amino acids. Lineage: Eukaryota; Metazoa; Arthropoda; Insecta; Lepidoptera; Tortricidae. The record is from RefSeq and is a predicted model, not a curated record. Gene Ontology annotation, cellular component: mitochondrion. The transcript is spliced from 3 exons. Gene Ontology annotation, molecular function: flavin adenine dinucleotide binding; flavin-dependent sulfhydryl oxidase activity.
UCAUGGGAUGUUAAACCGGCGAUAUAUUUUUAUUUAAAUUCAUACUUAAAUCUCUGAUUGCAUUUGUUUAUAAAUAUUUACUGGUAUAAAUUCAAUGGGUUCAAUAAUCAAGUGAUAUUUAAUUUUAAAACUCUGAACUUGGUGUUGCACAACAGUCCUUAUCUUUGCACGAACUUAGAUUCUAGGAUCGUGGUUGAAACCCGAGAUGUCGGGCCACGGUUCUGAUGAGGAAGAGAAGCCUUGUCGGGCGUGUUCUGAUUUUAAAUCGUGGGCCAAGUCGCAGAAGCCCCCGAAACCUGGUGCCCCGAAAAAGGAUUCUCCUACCAAGCCUACCCGGAAGGACUGCCCGUUAGACAAGGAAGAGCUUGGGCAGGCGACAUGGGGCUUCCUACACUCCAUGGCCUCCUACUACCCGGAGAAACCCACAAAGGCUCAGGCCAAAUCCAUGACACAGUUCUUUAAUAUAUUUUCCCAAUUUUAUCCUUGUGAGCCAUGUGCAUUAGACUUUAGAGAAGAUUUAAAAGAAAACCCUCCACAGACAGAAUCAAGAAACGCACUAGCACAAUGGCUGUGCGAGCGACACAAUACAGUGAACGAGAAACUUGGUAAACCAGAAUUUGACUGCAGCAAAGUGCAUGAGAGGUGGAAAGAUGGCUGGCUUGAUGGCUCCUGUGACGGUUAAAGCCCAUACCUAGAAAUUGUUGUUAUUCUGAAGAUAAACAAUACCUC